Messenger RNA from Bombus pyrosoma, 438 nucleotides. RefSeq names its product sperm mitochondrial-associated cysteine-rich protein-like. The record is from RefSeq and is a predicted model, not a curated record. The transcript is spliced from 2 exons. Bases 1 to 438 code for a protein of 145 amino acids. NCBI's taxonomy places the organism in Eukaryota, Metazoa, Arthropoda, Insecta, Hymenoptera, Apidae.
AUGGAUCCCUGCAAGUACCGCAAUUACAUGGACGAGAUGCUCGAAAUAAUUGACGAGAUCGGAUGCCGAAAACCCGAACCGGAAGUAUGUAACGUCAGAUGCCCGCCUCUAGGCUGUCCACGAGGACCGUGUCCAGGGAUGUGCUGUUAUCAGGAAGACUGCGAUCCUUGUUGCAUAUCAAAAAUCCCUUGUUGCCCACCACCUCCUCAACCCCCUGGUUGUCGAGCACCUCCGUUGUGCUGCUUAAAAGCCUACGCCAAGGCAGUCGGCUAUCCUCCAGAAUCUCCUCUUUCUCCACCUUGUACACGAAUACGUCGUAAACUUUGCGUCGAAAUGCUCGAUAAAAUUUGUCGUCCUCCAUCAGUUUGCACCACCGUACCCUAUUGCCCAUCGCCUUGCUGCACAGUCCCACCUUGCAACCCCUAUCCAUGCUGUUAA